AUGCUUAGGGAAAUCAGAGCUGUUGUGCCUCACGACAGUAUUCUGCAUCCUAUACUACAUGUGCUUUAUAUAAGUGAUUUACCAGAUUUAGAGGACGUAGCUGUGACAACAUUUGCGGAAUACAUCAAUAUUGGCAGUAGGAUACAUUUGUCAGUUGAAUUUCAGUCGUGCAACAUGAAAGAAAUAACAUUUUGGAUUUUAUUAACAACAUUGUCGCUUAAUUUUCAUAAUGGUCAUUCAAUUGGCUCAUUAGGAUCGGCUCUUUCGAAUAUAUUUCAUUUAUCAAAUCCUUUGAAUCUAUUAUCAUCAAGUACAGGAAAUAAUGGAAAUGGAAACUCUGGUAGCGAUGAUGGUGCUGAUCCAGAAAAAGUAUAUCCAUACGUUGAAUUUAUACACAAUCAUAAUUACGGAAUUAAACUUGGAAGAUCAUUUGCACUCGGAAAUUUUCCAAAUAGACCUGGAAAUGGAGGUAAUAAAACUAAUGAUGAUAUAAUUGGAAGUGGUACUGGUCAAUUUUUUAAUGGUCGUCGAACUGUCACAACUGGAAAUAAUCAAAGAGAUGGUGAUGAUGAUGACAAUGUUGAUUCAAUAAACGAUGGAUCAUUUGUAAAUAGAGGAAGACAAGGUAGUCAAAGUCAAUUGAGUGCCUCUGCACUUCAACCGAAUAGAAAUAAUAAUGGAAACAAUGGAUAUAAUUAUAGACCUAAUAAUGGAAAUAAUGGAUAUAAUUAUAGACCUAAUAAUAACGUGAACAAUGGAUAUAACUAUGCACCAAAUAACAAUGGUAACAAUGGGUAUAAUUAUAGCCCUAAUGAAAUUCCACAACAAAUCAAUAAUCAGCCUAAUGGUAAUAUUGCUGGUAAUGGAUUUAGCUAUCCAAAUAAUGCCGGUCCUCAACUACAAGUUGGAUACAACUACAAUCCACCAUCUUCUAAUAUAGAUAUUAGACAAAAUAAUCCACCUUUUAAUGGAGCAAUUAGUAAUGGACAAUCUAGUAAUGGUUUUAAUAACGAUAAUAUUAAUCCAAAUAUACAAGUUACUCUUGAAAUAAAUAAUAACGGUAACAUUCGGAAUUUCGGUAAUACUAAUAAUAAUUCAAAUCGUGGCCAAAAUUUUAGACCAAGCAAUGCUGUUAGUAAUGGUAACAGUGGCAGCACUGUUAAUAAUGCAAACAAUAACGCAAAUCAAAAUGGUUUAAAUUUUAAUGACGUUCCUCAAAAAUUCCAUAACACCCGUAGAAGUACUCGAAAUGAUAAUUCCAAUACUUAUACAAGCAACAUUGAAAAUGCACCAGCAAUCGAUCAAUUUACAUCAAAUUCUUUAUUAUUAGCUGAUAAAAAAAGACCAUUCGAUGUAAAUGAAUCAUCACAAAAUCAAAUUUUAUCUAGUGGCAAUAAUUCUAAAAAUAGAGUUGGAAAUAAUGAUAUACCAUUGAAUGUAAAAUUUACGAAAAAUAUUAAAAAACCAAUUACAACAACAUUAAAACCAACGACAAGAUUUUAUCCAAUACCAGUUGACACAGGUUUUCUAAAAGGAUCAGGUGAUGAUAUCCGUAGUGAUCCUAAUUUAACAAAUAAAAAUUUGGCUACAGCACACCGUGACAUUGUUAUACGAUGUCCAUCCGGAACAAAUUGUGUAAUAUACGCUCUCUCUAAAAGUGGUGUCUUAUGA
Molecule: messenger RNA, 1671 nt
Organism: Condylostylus longicornis
Lineage: Eukaryota; Metazoa; Arthropoda; Insecta; Diptera; Dolichopodidae
Product: probable serine/threonine-protein kinase clkA
Exons: 6
Coding region: 1-1671 (556 amino acids)
Source: RefSeq, a predicted model, not a curated record